Messenger RNA from Ctenopharyngodon idella (grass carp), 8968 nucleotides. It is a transcript of the gene rbm15, whose product is annotated as RNA binding motif protein 15. Gene Ontology annotation, biological process: regulation of alternative mRNA splicing, via spliceosome. Lineage: Eukaryota; Metazoa; Chordata; Actinopteri; Cypriniformes; Xenocyprididae. The transcript has 2 exons. The record is from RefSeq and is a predicted model, not a curated record. Bases 166 to 2727 code for a protein of 853 amino acids. Gene Ontology annotation, cellular component: nucleus. Gene Ontology annotation, molecular function: mRNA binding.
GGGCGGGACAUGCUUUAGUCUUGACAAGAUGGCGUAUGCGGUUGUUUUGCCGCAGGGACACUGAACAAAUUAUAGAAUUUCUCGUGUAAAUUCGUUGACAUCGCAGUAGCAUAACUGUUAAAAAAAAGUGUUUUGUUAGACGCGCAAAGCCAGUGGAUAUCUACGAUGAAAGGGAAAGAGCGGUCGCCGGUGAAAAAGCGUUCAAGGGCCUUGGAUGAUAUACGAGACAGGGGAGGAAGCCACCCGACCAGUAAGAAAAUGGGGGUUAUCUCGAUUUCUGGCGGUGGGAGCAACAACGGCAAUAGUUCUUCUAAAAGCGAAGGAGGUUCUGCACGACGGGGGCUGAUCGGAGAUAAAAGAGAUGGAAGGGAUUUUGAUGGACAUGUCUCCAGUCGGACUGGAAAUAACCACGGUUACACCAGCCCCGUUGCAAGCUCGAGCGGCAAGAAUCACGCGUCGAGCUUGUCCUUAGAGGCGGCCGCGCGCACCAACUCGCGUGGAGAAUCGCGCGCCCCGCUUCCCACCAACGAAAGUGAGUACAAAACUUUAAAAAUCAGCGAGCUCGGCUCCCAGCUUAGCGACGAGGAAAUCGAGGACGGCCUCUUCCACGAAUUCAAAAAAUUUGGUGAUGUGAGCGUUAAAAUCAGCCGAGUCAACGACGAGAGAAUCGCAUUCGUCAACUUUAGGAGACCGGAUGAUGCCAGGGCGGCAAAGCACGCUCGAGGCCGGCUGGUGCUGUAUGACCGUCCUUUGAAAAUUGAGGCUGUCUAUUUGAAUAGGCGGAGAAGUCGGUCUCCAGUAGAUAAGGACCAUUUCUCUGUCGUAGCAGGCCAUAGACAUUUGCAUACCCAGAGGCCGCUCUCUCCAACCGGUCUGGGUUACAGAGACUACCGGUUACAGCAGCUAGCGCUGGGUCGGCUUCCUCCUCCCCCACCCCCUCCCUUACCCAGAGAGCUUGAAAGAGAAAGAGAAUUUGCUUUUUAUGAAGCGAGGGCGCGGCCCGCGUACAUCGCAGAGCGAGCCGCUCCUUUCCGCGAGGAGGACUUUAUCUCCCCAGAGGACGACCAGAGAGCCAAUCGCACACUAUUUCUGGGUAAUUUGGAUAUUACUGUUACUGAAAAUGAUUUGAGGAGAGCUUUUGAACGAUUUGGGACCAUCACUGAGGUGGACAUUAAAAGACCCACUCGGGGCCAGAGCAGCACCUAUGGCUUUCUUAAAUUUGAGAACUUGGACAUGGCCCAUAGAGCAAAAAUUAGCAUGUCUGGUAAAGUUGUGGGCCGAAACCCCAUAAAAAUCGGCUAUGGCAAAGCCACCCCCACCACACGCCUCUGGGUGGGCGGUCUUGGACCUUGGGUGCCUUUGACUGCGUUAGCCAGGGAAUUUGACCGCUUUGGCACUAUUAGGACUAUAGACUACAGAAAAGGGGACACCUGGGCUUAUAUUCAGUAUGAAAGCCUGGAUGCCGCUCAGGCAGCCUGCACACACAUGCGUGGAUUUCCUCUCGGCGGCCCCGACAGGAGGCUAAGGGUGGACUUCGCUGACACAGAGCACCGCUACCAGCAGCAGUUCUUGCAGCCCCUCCCUUUGCAACACUAUGAAAUCGUGGCUGAGUCUUUCGUCCAUCGUGCCACCCCUGAGGCCAUUAGAGUCCGAGAACGGACUCCCCCACCACUGCACUUCAGAGAACGAGAACUGUAUGCCGGGGCUGAAUGGCCUGCCCCUGCCAUUCGUGAACGUGUACGAACUCCUGCAUUUGAGCCCCUUGAACACUUGGAGCGUGAACGACGGCGAGAGCCGUGGUCACUGGAGCGGGAGCUGCCGGCCAGGGACGCUGCACGCAAACGACGGCUCAUGGAGGACGGGAGACAUCUGGAGUGUUCGCCUGACAGCAGCAGCGAGUGGGCGGCCCGACGCCGCAGACCGCCGUCCCUUGAAGGCAGCCCAGGAGGGAGCAGCCGAGACGGACGAUUCAGCGACUCAGAGCGGCCAGCCAGAGCGGACCGGGUGUCCCCUGCACGAGAGAGCCGCAGCAGCCUGGACCGAGCCCCUGGUGAGAAGCGCAUAAAAGGCAGCAGCCUCUCAGAGUCCAGUGUCGGCGCAAGUCCAGCAGAAAGAAAGCGCAAAGCAGGUGAUUCAGCCAAAGGCGCCUCCAAGAGGGACAGAUCCGAGAGCAGCUCCAAAAGCAACCAGGCUUCAAAGCAGGAUGCAGGGGGCAAGCUGAGCAUGGCCUGGAAUGGCAUGCUGCUCCUAAAGAACAGUAACUUCCCAGCCAGCAUGCAUCUCCUGGAGGGGGACCUGAGCGUCGCUACUAGUCUCCUUAUCGACGGCAGCACGGGCGGCAAAGUCACUCAGCUGCGCAUCACGCAACGCCUUCGCCUCGACCAGCCCAAGAUCGACGAAGUGUCUCGCCGCAUCAAAGUCGCAGGCCCGGGCGGGUAUGCGGUUCUACUGGCAGUUCCAGGCAGCACAGAGGAGACUUCAUCUUCGGACCCAGCAGCAUCGACGCAGAGGCCCCUGCGCAACUUGGUUUCGUACCUGAAGCAAAAGCAGGCCGCCGGGGUCAUCAGUUUACCCGUCGGGGGCAGUAGAGAUAAGGACAACACUGGGGUCCUGCACGCAUUUCCACCUUGUGAUUUCUCUCAGCAGUUCUUAGAUUCUUCUGCGAAAGCUCUUGCCAAAACGGAAGAGGACUUCCUGGUCAUGAUCAUUGUGCGAGGAGCAUCCUAACAAUCAUAUUACACACUAAAGUAUUGUUAAAUGCAAGCUUCUCUUAAUGUCUCUUAAUUGCAUGCUCUCUAAAGCAGACGUGGUACUAGAGUAAAGGGCAAAUGUUAUUACCUGCUCUGCCAAACAUGUACAAAAAAAAAAAAAAAGAGAGAGAAAAAGGCCCAUUCGUAUAGCAAAGUUUAGCUCUAUAGCAAUAUAUUUGUUUUCCAUUGCAAUUUAUUCAGAUGUCUAGUUUGUGAUAAGUUGUACCCUGCGUAAAAGAAUGACAUUGGGCAUAUUAGAAUAGAAAUUUAAUUUGCUUUUGGUCAUUAAACACUGUCUAGUUACAAUACUUCCUAUCAACAUGUAUUUUAGUCAGAUUCCAGACAGUUAUCCCUGUACGAAAUUAUUUCUGUGUUCAUUCAUGUUCAUGGUUAUCAAUUGAUCUGAUCUAAUGGGAACCUGGUUUGUGUGUCUUGAUGCUUUGAACAAUCAUUCAGUAAUGGGGAGUGUAAUAUAGGCAUAUAGUGUUGUAGGCAACUAAAACCGGCAGAAUAUUUUGCUCAGUGAACUGCAUGUUAAUGCUAGUGUUCUACUGUAAGCUGUUGCAGAGGUUUAAUAUACAAAGAUGUAGCCAAAAAUGUCAUCAGUGUUAUAUUGAUUGAAACAGCUUGCAUUUUAACACCCCUUAUCACAUUAAAAAUAAUUUGUAAACAUAUUUUGAUUAUAAAAGUAGGUAUUUCUAAGCCCUCUUUAGACCAAAGCAUAAUGUCAAGCAUCAAAUUUUGUGUUUAAAGAAGAAAGGUAUUUCACACGUACUGUUUUUAUGUUUUUUUUUGAAAGGUUACAUUUGAAAGGUUUUGAAUGAAGCAUGAUUCCAGUUUCAAAGUGAGAUUGUGUUAAAUUAUGAUGGGUGUCUGAUAAUUAAUUUGAUUGCAUAAUAUGGUUUUAAUUUUAUUUUCCCCAUAGGACUGUCAUAAUUAUCCAGUUAUAUCCUUACAGUGAAAUUGUUAAUACUGGUAUUCUUAUAAAGGUCUCUUUAUAAAGAUAAAGACAAAAAGAUGCAUUUGCUACAAAAACAGACAUUUCAAAUCAUCAAUGUUAAGUGCAUGUGGCCUAUAAUGUAAUAUUUUGUCAUCGUCACCCGUAAUUUGCUAAAUGUGCCAUGUGGAUAGCACUGAGAGAAUUUAAAGAAAUCAAGCCCACAUAUUUGUACAAAAACAGAGACUUGAUGCCCUAAUAAUUUGGUCCUAUGUUUUAUUUCAUUGACAUACCUUUAGUUGACAAUAUAGACGUACAUUUAAGUAUGUUUAUAGUUUAACAGCCAUUUAUGUUUGAAAUAUUACACACUGUUGUGGUUCUUAGGUGUUUGCAUUGUUCAAAUGGUUUUAAAAUGACAGUCUAUACUUUUCUCUGAAAUCCUGAAGAAGUAGAAAUUUGUGUUCUUAGUCUGUUUAGCUAAUUGCAGUGUACUGAUCUGAUGCAUAACUAACAUCUUUUCAUGUAUGACUUUUCUAUUCUUCACACUAAAUUGUGUUUUAAAAGUUGAUUGAUUGGUGAUUUCAUGAUAUAACAGCUCUUUGUGUACACGAUUAAAUGGACAUACUGUACGUUCAGUCCCGGCCACACAGGACAGGACAGCAAAUGGACCAUUCCACAAGUGGACUUCACAUGGCUGGAAGCAGAAAUAAUUGUUUGAAAUGAUUCAGGAGCCCUUUGGAUGCACAGGGGCAAGAGCUUUCCAUUUAGUGUUAGUGUACUCUCACUGAGAGCAUCUUCCUGCUUGUGUAAUUGUUUUUUUUUUUGUUUUGUUUUUUUUGUGCUUACAGUUCCCAUAUUUAAACGGAAAUAAUGACACUCUUGAUUUGUGCUGUGUUUACCUAAUUUCUUGAUUGGGGAGAAAGAGGAAGCGUCACUCACUCCUUGCACAGCUCUUGACGUGGCUGUUUGUACACACACAAAAAGUGCACUGGCCCCUCAUUUGAUUAUAACACGCUAUCAAUAAAUUGUUUCAUUUGAGGGAGAAAUGUUUAUUCCUUGGAAAUCAAUUGAAGAACGCCUGCGCUGCUUUUUUCGGUUGUGUUUCGGGAGGAAUUGUUGCUCAAAUGCUUGUUUCUGCUCAGGAAAGUGAAAUUCUCCUCCUUUGUGUUCGGCCCGGGAUCAGUCAUGGCAGUGAGAGCGAAGGGCGAGAGAGCUCUUUUGAGGCUCGAUGUUGUUGUUGAUCUGUGUUUUCCACCCUUGUGUCCCUGGAGUUGCCCCACAUGCUAAGUAACCUGAGGGUGCUGCCGCCCCCAACCCUCAAACAGAUCAGGGAGAAAGGGGCUGUUCUGCUGAGCGUUGAGAAUGAGUGGAGAGAUGAUGUUUGCGCAGACCUUCAUCUAAACUGAAAUAUCUGUUUCAGCACCUUUCGAUUCUCACAGGCGUGGCGGCUGCUCCCCGUAUGUUCCCCUCAGCUGGAAGUAUCCAGGCUUGCUGUAACCUGGCCGGCCACACUAUGCAUUGCCAGCACGACUGCCUGCACGAUAGAGGCCCCGAAUGAACCUCAUAUCAGUGAUUUCCAAUUCAGAGGAGCAGGCAUUUGUUUAUCCCAUCCUUUGAUCUCGUCUGAUAUGAUUUUGUGAAAAUCAGUGAAGGAAGAGGAUUUAGAAAAGCCAAAAGCGAUUUUAGCCUUCGAAAUUGUGUGCGACUCGAAUCGAGUUUUGAUAGCUUUGUUUCCUUAAACGUUUAUUUUCCGAAAGAGAUUUUAAAAUGCAUCCAGAUGAUCGAUACGUGGUUAAUUGACGCUUCGUUGUGAAGAACCCCUGAAAGAAAACAAGUUGCCCUUGUGAACUCCACCCAAAGUUAACAUGGAGUUUGCUUGCGAGGAGCCUCGUCAGGAGGAAGAGAAUGAACAGCACCUCCUUCCCUUUCCUUAGUAAGACAUCUGGUCAGCUGCAUCGCUUCACCAGCAGCUCAUUCAGGCCUCUGACGUGAGGAUCCAGACCAGUCCUCUGGUGUGGGUGGUGAGUAGGGGGCAUUUGCUUCAUACCAGGUUUUUAGACUCAGAGUCUACCUGGUACAGGUAAGUGUCAGUUAAAAAAAAUACAUUAGAACGUUACAAUUGACUGUAACUGACAUCUUUGUGUUAUCCAAACCUUCUGAAAAAAACAAGAAAAAUACAGAAAUUUGUUAUGUUACAUUUUUGCUAGGAGGUCAAAGACUUACACAAAUAAACUGGCAAUAAGGAUGUUCAUGUUAAAGCACUAGUUCACCUGAAAAUGUACUCACUCUCAUGUUCUUCCAAACCUAUAUGACUUUCCUUCUUUGGAACAAACAAGAUAUUUUGAAAAACAUUCUUUUUUCUUCUCCAUAUAAUUUUUCAAAUUAUUGUUUUGGACCCUCUUGACUUAUGGGCAAAAAUGGUUAAAACAUUCUUCAAAAAAAUCUUUUUGUGUUCCACAGAAGAAAGUCAUACAGGUUUGGAACAACUUAAAGGUGAGUAAAUAAUGACAGAAUUUUCAUUUUUGGGUGAACUAUUCCUUUAAAGGGACACAAAAAUUGAAAAUUUUGUCAUUUACUCACCUUUAAGUUGUUCCAAACCUGUAUGAGUUUCUUUCAUCUGUUGAACAUAAAAGAAGAUACUUUGAACAAUGUUGGUAAGACAGUUGAUGGCACCCAUUGACUUCCAUAGUAGGAAAAAAAAAACUAUAAGUCGAUGGGUGCCGUCAACUGUCAAGUUACCGACAUUGUUCAAAAUAUCUUCUUUUGUGUUCAACAGAAGAAAUAAACUCAUACAAAUUUCAAAUGACAUGAUGGUGAGUGAAUGACGACAAAUUUUUCAUUUUUGGGUGAACUAACACUUUAAUUUGAGAAUAAUAAAUUAGUUAUUUUUAAAAUGUAGAUAAAUAUAUAACUUACAUAUUAUUCACACAUGCAAAAAUAAUUGUUGGUAGUAUCCCUAGAAUGACCAUAACCCAAAUUAACGCUAAUAAUUUUAAAACAAUUUAGAAAACAAAAAAAUAAACCUUUAGAAUAAAUUAAUCUGUGUUCUUUCAUUUUCAUUUAGAUUAUGACAAAUCAGAAACAGCUUUUAUUAGAUCUAAAACAACCACAUUUAUAACUUAAAUACAAAAUUUAACAUAAUUCCACAUUUAAUUUUAGCCUUUUACAGAGCUUUUCAUUCCAGUUAAAGCUUCAGAACAUUUACUAUUAGGCUUUUAAGCCAUUUAAUUUGCCUUAUAAUCCUAACAAUUAAUUACCUUAUAAGUUCUAAUGUUAAUAUCCAUUGUAACAUAACAUGCUGUGUUGAAAGUACUGUAACUAAUGCAUUCUUAGAGCUCUAGGUAAAUAAUUAACUACAAUGAUGUCAAUAUUCGGCUCUCGUGGGCUCCUCCUGAUUGUAACACUUUGUCCUAAUGAUAGAAAGAAAUGUAGAAGAUAGUGAUUACAUUUAUGUAAACCUAACUGACUUGAAAAUAACCAGGGGCUUCUUGUGGAAGAUUAAGUUGAGUAUCUCAGUUUAAAUUAUGAUGGGUAUCAGAAAAAUGAUUUGAUUGCAUAAGGUUUUACAAUUUUUUUCCCCCAUAGGCCUGUCAUAAUUUCCCCCUUUACAGUGACAUUGUUAAAACUGGUAUUGCUAUCAAGGUCACUUUAUAAACAAAGACAAACAGGAAUUUUCUGUACAAACAGAUUUCUGCCUAUGAAUAUGAAUAGAAUUUACAAGCUGAAAUAUUACGUAUAUAUACUAUUGAAAAUAUUGGUGUUUUAUUUCAAAUUUCAUCUCUAUUGCAGUCUCAUUUUAAAGGCUGCGCCCUCCGGAGGUCACAUUUGUUGGCCGCAUACGUCAUUGAGGCUGCCACAUUCAGAAAAGUAUUACAGUCCAAAGAAAAAAAGAAAUGACAAUAAUUUACACCUCACAAGGAAUAUGAUUACUUUUCCUCAAUGACACAUGUGACCCACAAAGGUGACCUCUGGAGGGCGCAGCCUUUGAAAUGAGACACAGCUUUUAUUAUGAGUACAGAUGUGGAGCGUUCUGUACAGAACACGUGUUGACCAAAAUCUGCUCUUUGCAAAAAGAUUUAGGCACUGGCUAACAUUAAAUCCACUUGCAUUAACAAAUAUACCUGAAAUUAUUCAUAUAAUUCAUCUCUAUAACAUUUUUACUUGUCCAUUUUCAGUUACACAUGGAGAGAAUACCAUGCUGAAAAUGAGUUCUCUCAGUCCAUGGCGCUCAACUGUGGUCUCUUAUGUUUUCUCUUGUGUCUUCACCACAGUUCUGACUGACUGGCCUGUCUUCUGAUGCUAUGGAAUGGGCCUGGUAACUUGGUAACCAUAGGUCUCCAUGGUAACACUCAAGACCCUCCUCUGGCCUCAUUUGCAUAAUCUCUCUGUGUAGUCCAGGCACUGUUCAGUUCCUACUUUACCAAGUAAUGAAAAGACCAUAUUAAGUCUGACAGUCCAAAACAUUAGCUCAUUGUUCUUGGCUAUAGCUUAGUUCUCUGCAUAAGCUACCACAUGAUGACUAUAAGCUAUUUCAGGCCUCACAAGAGGCUUACUAAGAAUGAUCUUACUACUCUUGUUUUGUUGGAAACUCAAGUUAAAUGUGAAUACAGUCAGAAUUUGCACUUUAAAAAGUUAAUUCUGAACUUUUAUACCUGUACUAAUCAUUACUCCUCUAUAAUGAUUAGUACAGUUAUAAUAGUUCAGAAUUAACUUUUUAAAGAGCAAAUUCUGACUAUUCAGUUUGCACAUUUAACUUGUGAUGGUUGAUGAUCUUCAAACCCAGAAAUCUGUUUUGCAACAGUACAUUGUUGAUGCCAUAGGUGACCUAUCUGCACCCUCAGCUGUUAUAACUUCAUUUUAACACCAACUUUUACUCUAGCAAGAAUAUAUGCUGAUUUUUUUUUUUUAACCGAUGUCCAGGUGGACAGAUCUGCUGAGUGAUGAACCCACAGCCGGACGACUUCUGAUGAAACAGUUAGAUGAACAUCAGUGUUGCAUUGUGGGUAAUCAUCCAUCAGUGAUUAAUCACGAAAAUAGUGUCUCAUCACGGCUCACAUUUCUGUAAGUACUAGUUGAUUUAAGUAAAUUUUUUUUCCUCAUACUUCAGAAUUGAGUAGGUUCAUAUUGAUACUAAUGUGUGUUAAUGCUUUCUUGUAAUACAAUAUAUGACAUAUUUUCAUAUUAGAUUAAUGUCUUGGAAUGAUGCAUUAAAAUGUAAAUGCUGCUUACCAUUGUUGUAUGUACUACAUUCAGUGUUCUCAAUAAAGAUAUUUUUACACCA